GUGUGAGAGAGAGAGAGAGAGAGAGAGAGAGAGAGAAAGAGAAAGAGAGAGAGAGUAAAGGUCACAGUGACAUAGUGGACGAGCGUGACCCGCCAGGCGACAGAGAUUCUUUAUCCGAAUAGCGUCCGAUUUCUCCGCGCUCGUGUUCGGAUGUUUUUCAUCUCAGCCCAACUACAUUUCUGCACUUGUGGACAUAGCAGUGGUUCGUCCAUCCACCAUGAGCGGUUGAUGAACUUUCACAUCCAAGGAAAAGGAGAAACUUAAAGACGUUUGAUGUAGAUAGCAUGGUAAAAAGAGUAAAACAUAAUAUUUUGUCAAGAUAAAAAACGCCACAAAUCGCCGUAGAUAGCUACGCCAUCCCUUUUCCUAAAGUCUUUUACUUUUGGUGGGGCCAUUAUGAAUAAUAUAAUAAUUGUUCUUCACUACAAUGAUUACCAAAGCGGCGUUUGUGGUGUAAUGAGGUGGUCAAAGACAGAAACGUGGUAGAGAGACAGAAUGGCUCAAACAGCUGUGAGUGUCGGGGUAGGAAUCCUAGCAGUCCUGGUGUUGUACAGAUGGUGCAACACUUCGCCCCCUGCCGGAGAGAACCUCACCACCAAACUCAGUGAGACGUAUGACUACAUCGUAGUGGGAGCAGGGUCCACAGGUUGCGUAGUGGCUAACCGUCUGUCAGAGGACAGGAAUGUCCGCGUCCUACUUCUGGAGGCGGGCGUGGACGACAGGGGAGACAAGACGAUCGAGGUGCCUGGCCGCUCUCACCACCUGAUGCACUCCAAGUUUGACUGGGAGUACUACACGCUGCCUCAGAAACACGGACUGAGGGGGUAUAAGGGUCAGAGAGCGUACUGGCCCCGAGGCAAGGUGCUGGGCGGUACUUCCAACCUGUACAGUAUGGUGGUCAUCCGGGGACACAAGAGAGACUAUGACAGGUGGGCGGAGUCUGGAGCGGAGGGGUGGAGCUACGAUGACGUACUUCCCUUCUUCCUCAAGUCCGAGGAUAUACAGGACUCCAAGCUCGCAGCUUCAAAAUACCACAGCACAGGUGGACCGGUGAAAGUGUCAGUCCCCAACACAAUGCCUUUGACAGAGAUCCUCAUUGACUCCGGACUCGAACUCGGACUCAAGCUAAACGACCCGAACGGCGAGACCAUGAAAGGUCAUCAUGGAGGGUAAGAAAGCCGUCGGUGUGGAACUGAUUCGCAACGGACGAAAGGAGAAGGUGUAUGCCGCCAGGGAGAUCAUCAUUUCGUCUGGCGCGAUCGGCUCGCCACAGAUCCUCAUGCUGAGUGGGAUAGGCCCGAAGAAACAUCUCGAACAAAUAGGGAUCCCUGUCGUGGCCGACCUCCCUGUGGGUGAGAACCUACACGAUCACCUGUUCUUUGAGUACUCCAUCGGGCUCAACACAACGGUCAGCGCCACUCCGGCCAUUCAGGAGUCCUGGUGGACGGACAUGAAACUGAGGCUUUUUGGAUCUGGCAUCAACUACUGCAAGAAGUUCCUGACGGCGUCCCCUCUGAAGGCAAUUGGCGCCGUACCCGCGGACGCCCCGAACCGCUUCUGUAGCGAGCACACCUACGACACAGACUCCUACUGGGAGUGUAUGGUAAGGCAGAAGAUCCACACCAUCUACCACCCCGUGGGGACCUGCAAGAUGGGGAAGAGGGGAGAUCCCAGCGCUGUUGUUGACCAUCAGCUAAAAGUGCACGGUAUCUCAGGCCUGAGGGUAGCCGAUGCAUCCAUAAUGCCCUUCAUCCCUUCCGGAAACACCCACACACCUUGCGUGAUGAUUGGCGAGAAAGCUGCACACAUGAUCCGAAAAGCCUGGUCCCGCUAACUGCUGUGUGAACGAACUUCCAAGUGUGUAACAUACUGGUGAAAUCGGGCGCUCGUCAAAAAAAUGAAAUCCGAGAAACCGGCACCUCGCCCGUUGGGCAAUUUUAUAAAGAAUUGUUUUUUUCGGACUCAAAAAAACUUUUAAGUUCACUUAAAAUACAUUGCUGUGUGGACUUUUCUGAUAAAUGUUGAUCAAAUACACUAAAAGAGUGUGAAUUUGCUGUUUCCAAGGACUCGUAAGCCUUGGAAAUUGCAAAACUUGGAUCGCCAUUUUCUCGUUUCUUUUACUUUUGACGCCAGUUUAGACACAUCUUUUUCAAUUGCAGGUAUCUUGACUUUUAUUUUAGAUAGAUUGGUAUCCUUUUCAAAGAAAGCGAGAAACAGGAACAAACCUCAAGAUAAAACCAAUAACUCUAUAUGUAUAUACCAAGACUUUGACGGACGCCUGAUUUCACCGUUUCGUGACACAAAUAAUAUGACACAAAUAAUAUAUGAACGAAUGGAGAGAAAUCCAAAGUCCUGAAAGAAGGCUGCAGAGCCGGAACAUUUACGUUUUACCUGUAGUAUGUGUUUGGAAGAAAACGUUUCUGUUGUGUUACUUUUUCAGUCUCACGUAUUCUUCAUUCUAAACCUGACAGGACUCCACAGUAACUGACUCCUAUAGUACAUCCUGAUUUAUCAUCUUAGCCUUCACGUUUCAACAUAUAUGACGUAGCACUCUUAUGACCUUAUGCAGUUGCAAACACCGUAAAACCUCUACAAAGACAAGAUACAUGACGUAUAUCGUUAUCAUUUACACAUUUAUUCUAGAAUGUAUUGUCCAUAGCUGUAAUCCUAGGCUUAAAAAGAGCUUGAAAUGCUAAUUCUAGGGGUACAAAUUAACAAGAAUCCAUGACGUAUUUCGUGAAUGUUUGCUGAAAUAUAUCAUCCUAAGCUGUUCAAAAGAAAGCUCAGACAGCAAUUUUUGUUCUCAGAAGAGAGGAAAAAAAUCUGGUUCAUUCUUUUAACAACCGUGCCUACAUUAAGUUGUUUUCUUGCUUUUAUUUCAGUAUUUAAAAUUUGAGUCAAGACAAAACAAUCCACAACUUAUUUUGUGAAUGUUAGGAGAAAAAAUGAUAUCGUCAUAAGCUGUUUAAACGCACUAAGCUCAGAGAGCAAACUGUUUCAGAAAAAAAUAAUUUUAAAAGUUUUUUUCUUUUAACAACCGUACCUACAUUAAGACUAUGCAUUUUUAUAGCUUUUUCACGAUUUAAUUAGAAUUAGAAUUUAGACAAAAUAAUACCUGAAGACAAUAUGCGACUGAUACUGCAGUUUAGAAGAAUAUUAUAUAAAAAAUUUAUGCUUAGUGAAUCCGAAAAGCUGACAGGCGAAAUAAUCCUUUAUUGAGCUUCAGCAGGGAUCGUGUGGUUAGAUAGCUUUGGUUUGCAAAGAAUGUCAAGCAAGUCUGGGUAUAAGCUGUUAGGAUGGGUGACCACAGGGGUGAUUCUUUGAGCAUGAUAAUAAUAUGAUAAUUCUAGCCCUGGAACAGCUUGCUACCCAGUGGUGACCAGAAGUAGUGUGUCUGUCAUCUGUCAAAGAGUCUGCAUUGUUGAGACAUUGUGAUAUUGUGUAUGAUGUAAAGGUAGUAUAACCUUAGAAAGAAUUAUGUGUGCACUGUACAUGUCAUUAUAUCCAAUUUUUUAAAAUCAAGGAUAAAUAAAAGUGGUUCUUGUAUAUCAUUGAUAUUAUCAAAGACA
Molecule: messenger RNA, 3569 nt
Organism: Aplysia californica (California sea hare)
Lineage: Eukaryota; Metazoa; Mollusca; Gastropoda; Aplysiida; Aplysiidae
Product: glucose dehydrogenase [FAD, quinone]
Molecular function (GO): oxidoreductase activity, acting on CH-OH group of donors; flavin adenine dinucleotide binding
Source: RefSeq, a predicted model, not a curated record